Molecule: messenger RNA, 837 nt
Organism: Lachnellula hyalina
Lineage: Eukaryota; Fungi; Ascomycota; Leotiomycetes; Helotiales; Lachnaceae
Gene: DFG10
Product: Polyprenol reductase
Exons: 2
Coding region: 1-837 (278 amino acids)
Biological process (GO): polyprenol catabolic process; dolichol-linked oligosaccharide biosynthetic process
Cellular component (GO): endoplasmic reticulum
Molecular function (GO): 3-oxo-5-alpha-steroid 4-dehydrogenase activity
Source: RefSeq, a predicted model, not a curated record
AUGGAUCCCGCCACGCUCUGUAAAGCAUUCUUCGCAGUCGGCACCGCCGUCGACCUAGGGGGUAUCCUCCUUCCCAGCUUCAGGGAAAACAUAAUGAACUACGGUUCUCGGGGCUCCAAAGAUUCAAGCUGUAAGCCGUCGGAUCUCAAGGAGCCCCCAAACACAAACCAAAGCACCCUCACAAAAACCAUAGAAAAACUAGCAUUAUACCAAGUCCCUCACCCCUGGUUCACGCACUAUUACCUAGUCUCUGUAGCAUCAUCCGCCUUUUGGGGAUAUCAGAUCUUUACGGGUGGGGCUAUUGUGAAGGCUCUAGCGGCGAGAGCGGGGGGGAGGAGUGGUAUGACUGCCAAUCAGGUGGUUUUGGCUUGGGCUUCGAUGGGCGCGCAGGGAGGGAGGAGGCUGUAUGAGAGUGUGACCUUGACGAAGGCGAGCAAGACUGUAUUAUCCGACCCAAGGCCCAUUACAAGUCUCCUGGAAUUCUCAAAACCAUCUCUAAAAACUGCCAUCGGCGUCCCCCUCUUCAUUUCCGCCUCAGCUCUCCAAAACGACUGCCACAAACACCUUGCCAGCCUCAAGAAGUACAGUCUUCCCCAACGUGGUCCAUUCAAACAGAUAGUAUGCCCUCACUACAUGGCAGAAUGUUUGAUCUAUGUUUCGCUGGCAAUCAUAUCCGCUCCUCCAGGACAAGCUCUGAACAAGACUGUUCUUGCGGGACUGGGGUUUGUGGUUACGAAUCUAGGAGUUACAGCGGAUUCGACGAAGAAGUGGUAUGGGGAGAAAUUUGGGGCGGAGAAUGUGGAGGGUCGUUGCAGGAUGAUACCAUACUUGUAUUGA